AUGACCUCUGAAGCUAUCCGGCCAAGGGGGAGGCCAGCCCAUACCCCCGGGACGACAAUCCUCACAUACACACCAGAUGGCAGACGCGUGAUAACUGCCGGCUCAAACUCCGCUAUUCGGGUGUACAACAUCGGACAAGAUGGCGAGCCAAAAACAAUCGACGAAGGCGUGGAGGCCCAUUUUGGAAUUGCCGCAACAAACGAUGCAUUUAUCAUGGGCGCAGAAGACGGCACGGUUUGGCGCUACGACAUCGAAUCUGGGAAAAUGGAAAAGCUCCUUGUGCGCUGUGCCCUACCGGUUCGCGAUCUUGCUAUAUCACAUGAUGGGGAGUGGAUUGCUGUUGCGAGCGACGAACUUACUGUGAAGAUUGUCAACACGGACGACAUGACCAAUGUGAAGUAUCUCCGAGAGCAGACAAAAGGGUCGAAACACGUAACUUUUGACCAAACCGGCCGGUUUGUUGCAGUUUCAUGCACAGAUGGGAUUCUAUACAUUUAUUCAGUGGCAUCUGAAGAGCCACAGCUGGUACGAAAGCUGGACGGCGCUAUAAGACGACUCGAGGCAGAAGACGAAGCCACUUCACGAGCAGUAUGGCAUCCAGAUGGUACGGCUCUGGCUUUGGCCCAGGCUACCCGUGAUAUUGCAAUUUUCUCAACUUCGGACUGGAGCCCGCAAAAAUCUUUUACUUCUGGACACAACGGCGACAUCACAGCUCUCGAAUGGUCCCCCAAUGGAGCGCUCCUGGCAACAGCUGGCUCGGAUGGACAGAUCCUGCUCUGGGAGACUAGCACUCAGAACAUUUUGAAGCGAUAUGAUUUCUCGAAUGUGAUCAAUCUCUCGUGGCACCCUAGUAGAAACUUGUUAUCUUUCACCUCAUCAGAUGGUGAGCUCUUUAUUCACGAAGAUUUUGUGCCGGGAGAAUACUUGUCCAUCCUUCAGAAACAGACGGAAUCUGCUUUACGAGGUGGCCCGCUAGGAGAAACAUCAGGAAAUGUCAGAAAACCCAUGGUCAACAGGCCCAAGCCUGGAGGAGAGAAUCGGCCCAGAAGAGGUGGUUCCCCCGAUUCUUUGGAUGAUCUUCUUGGACUAGAUGAUGCGGAUGAUUUCGUGGAAGACGAUGAUGGUGCUGGCUAUACGGAAGACGUUGAUAUGAAUGGCUUCGGCAAGCGCACUAAUGGACAUUUGGAUGGGCCUGAAGGUCGGGAGCAGAAGCGCUUGGCUUCCUACUGGGAGCCUACCGUCCAUGCUCCGUUUCAACCAGGAAGCACCCCUUGGAAAGGAAACCGAUGUUACCUUUGUUUGAAUUUGACUGGAGCGGUGUGGACAGUGGACCAGGAAUCUCACAACACGGUCACUGUGGAUUUCUAUGAUAAUGAACUGCACAGGAAUUUCCACUUUACAGACCCUUAUCGCUAUGAUAAAGCAUGUCUCAAUGAUAACGGGACGCUUUUUGCUUCGCCUCCAGGAGAUGGUCCCGCAACCAUUUACUAUCGUCCUCACGAAACUUGGACAACUCGAGGAGAUUGGCGGACUCAAUUGCCUCCGGGAGAGACGGUGAAAGCAAUUGCAUUGAGCGAGUCCUACAUUGUUGCUUUGACAUCUGCAAAUUACAUACGCAUCUAUACACUCUACGGAACACCAUUCCGCGUCUACAGACAAAAGAGCUCGGCGGUGACGUGUGCAGCAUGGCGAGAUUAUGUCUUUACGAUUGGAAAUGGACCUGUCGGCCCUAGUGGAUUCUCGUCAAUGACCUAUUCGAUUGAAAAUGUCAAACGCGACGAGAUCUGCCAAAAUGAAGAUAUCGUGGCAAUAAAAGAAGGCGAAGAGCUGAAAAAUGUGUUUUUCUCUGAUGCUGGCGAUCCUUGCAUUUAUGACUCGGAAGGAGUUCUCUUGGUGUUGCAACACUGGAGGACUCCCGGCCAGGCUCGAUGGGUCCCACUGCUCGACACCAAGCUUCUUGACCGAUUGUCCAAAGGCCGUAAAGAUGAGGCAUAUUGGCCUGUGGCUGUGGCACAGGACAAGUUCCAUUGCAUCAUCCUCAAGGGUGGAGAAUCUCAUCCGUACUUCCCCAGACCGCUUCUGAGCGAGUUCGAUUUCAAGAUCCCGGUCUCGACCGCACCACCUCCCAAGACCGACGACACGGAAGCAGAUUCAGAUGCUCGAAAUGAUGCCCUGAGAUUCGAGGAAUCAUUUGUCCGCGAGAACCUAUUCCUCAGUCUGUUCCAGGAUCUCAUAUCCACGACAAACGCCACUCGCAACCAGCGUGCCGAACUCGCGCGGAAAGAAAUCGAGCUCGACAAGAUUCUCUUGCAAAUGCUUGCCGUUGAGUGCCGAGAAGGCGAGGAUCGUGGCAUGAAGGCCCUCGAACUGGCGGAAAUGAUGCACGAUCGCAGCGGUAAGAUGCUCGAAGCCGCGGCCAAGGUGGCGCAGAGAUAUGACCGAUCCAUCCUUGAAGACAAGAUCCGAGAUGUGGCUGAGCGGCGGCUCAUGGGUAUGGAUGAAGAUGAUGAACUUGCUUGA
This is a messenger RNA of Talaromyces rugulosus, 2520 nucleotides long. RefSeq lists its product as uncharacterized. NCBI's taxonomy places the organism in Eukaryota, Fungi, Ascomycota, Eurotiomycetes, Eurotiales, Trichocomaceae. Gene Ontology annotation, molecular function: chromatin binding; protein binding. The transcript has 8 exons. The coding region runs from base 1 to 2520 and encodes 839 amino acids. Gene Ontology annotation, biological process: DNA repair; mitotic cell cycle; DNA-templated DNA replication. The record is from RefSeq and is a predicted model, not a curated record. Gene Ontology annotation, cellular component: nuclear replication fork.